This is a messenger RNA of Candidula unifasciata, 408 nucleotides long. NCBI's taxonomy places the organism in Eukaryota, Metazoa, Mollusca, Gastropoda, Stylommatophora, Geomitridae. The record is from the annotation of a GenBank genome assembly.
AUGAAAGUGAUGAGAGGAGAAGUCUCGGCAAAGACCACAUACCAGAGGACAGCCAAUGGACCGGUCAGUAUCGCCGAGGCCAACCCAGAGGGCAAGUACAUCAUGCUGGAAAACAAUUCCAAUGGAGGCAUCAGAAAGGAUGUUGAUCUCAGUGGCUUUAGGCUCCGGCGAGUUGUGGACAACAACAGAGCUCGCGCCAUCGAGUACACCUUCCACAGCUUCUUGCUGAAACCAGGCAGAAGUGUCAAGAUCUUCGCUCGGUCGGCCGCAGCCCAAGCUGGUCCCAAUGACCUAGUUUUCCGUGACGUUGAAUCUUGGGGUGCCGGAGCCGAAGUUGUGACUACCUUGCUUAACGAGAAAGGAGAGGAGAAGGCCAGCCAUAUUCAGAAGACGAACUACAGCCACUAA